AUGUUUUCGAAUUCAAAGGGUGGCGCGCUGGCUGACAGCGGCACGGUAAAAAAGCGAGAUGGCAUCCAUUGGAGGAUGCCGACGGCUAUGGGCGUGUGCUGGAUUAUUGGAUUGGGACUGGCGCUUGGUCAUCAUUUUUACUACUUCUCGUUGAACGGUACCAUUGUCCCCGGGCAGACGCAGCAGGAAUGGUCCCUGAGAGUAGGGACUGGGCUCGCCUUUUUGACGAAGACGUUCUUGACUACGGGCGUUGGUAUUGCCUGCGUGCAGAAUCUCUGGUGGAUUCUGCGUUCGAGGCCAGUUAGGCUGUCGACGUUGGAUUCGAUGUGGGAUAUCCGGGGCAACAUCUUCAACUUCUUCGAUCCUCAUAUAUGGCUUCGAGGUCCCAACGUGGCUGUACUAGGGCUUAUCUCGUGGUGCAUUCCUCUAGUUACUGUCGUUACUCCAUCGACGCUAUCAGUUCGGUCCACGAUAGGCACCAUGCUGCAAGAACAGCAAAUGCCAGCCAUCGACUUCGACUUCGACAAGUUCUACACCAUGGACGACGGUGGGCCAACAGGCCCGACACCCAGCGUAUCUCGCUUUAUAACCGGAGCUGUCAUCCAGGGGACGAUCCCUAGCAUCCCAGCUCCAGCACCAAACUCAUCGUAUUCGCUUUCUUUCUACAGCCCAUUGAUACAGUGCAGCAACUCCAGCGCCAAUGUCAGCCAGCAAGUAUACGACUGGUCACGAGCCAACAAUUUCUACUCGACAUCAUUUCUAGGCUUCACGCCCGAAACCGAUAACAUCUCCUACGCCAUGCAUAGGCGAGUCUAUACGUCCUAUCCAGGCCCCGAUAAUGGGGACAGGAACGCCGACGUUGCGGGCAAACUGAUCAUGACAGUCUCGCCCUUUAUGCCCCUGGACAAACGAUGGGUCGUUGAAUGCGGGAUAUACAACGCCUCUUACGCCGUGAACUUCAACUUCACAAACGGCGUUCAAUCGACCGAGAUCACGGACCUUAAAGUCCUCGGCCGCGUCCGCGAUCACACCCAGCACGAGUUACCGAAGCCCGCAAAUGAAGACCAGCUCUUCGCGUACACGGCCAUGCUCAAGGCCUUCAGAGACGUCCUGGAGGGACGAUGCGUCCAGAGCGGCUCAACCUGCACCGACACCCAGAUCUACUCCACGGCACUUGUCAACUCUAAGCAGAUCUGGCAGCUGGUGUAUAACGAUAACAAGAGAGUCGGAAACACAACAUAUGACUCGCUAGGCUCGAUUCUAGACGUUGCGUCUGAGUUAGGGCAGAAUAUCACCCUGAGCUUCUUUGGCAGUCCGUAUUUCCUAAACACCUCCCUCGGCCCAACCGUCAACGUAACAAUCCACCCAAACCAAACCGAAUACGUCUACUCUCAGCGCAACCUCCUACUAGCCUACGGCCUCUCGGUCUUCAUCUCCCUCCUCUGCAUCAUCGCCGGCCUCCUCACAAUGUGGGACAACGGCAUAGCCUUCACCGACUCGCCGACUACCAUCCUGCGCGCAACGCGGAACGCCAAAUUCGACGAGAUCGUGCCGGUUGAUUCGACGGCUGGCGCGGACCCAGCGCCCGAGUCGCUGGCGAGCACGAGGGUCCUUUGGAUUCCUGAGCCGGGAAGUAAUGAUGCUGUCGCUGGACUGAGGCCGCUUCCCAACGAGGCGGAGCCGGAGAAGGGUGUCAGCGGGAAUGGGAAUGGGAAUGGAGAGUCACAGACGAGCUCGCGCUCGCCGAUUACGUUUGUUAAUGGGAUUCCGGGGUGGGAGAGGAAGACGUAUAGACCGACUAUUGAGAGGGUUGAGAGUGAGGCUAGGGAGGCGGAGGCAUCGCCGGGUGGGUUUAUAUAG
Molecule: messenger RNA, 1860 nt
Organism: Aspergillus mulundensis
Lineage: Eukaryota; Fungi; Ascomycota; Eurotiomycetes; Eurotiales; Aspergillaceae
Exons: 4
Coding region: 1-1860 (619 amino acids)
Source: RefSeq, a predicted model, not a curated record